Messenger RNA from Plodia interpunctella (Indianmeal moth), 2035 nucleotides. RefSeq names its product probable cytosolic Fe-S cluster assembly factor GL21135. The transcript is spliced from 9 exons. The coding region runs from base 49 to 1491 and encodes 480 amino acids. Lineage: Eukaryota; Metazoa; Arthropoda; Insecta; Lepidoptera; Pyralidae. Gene Ontology annotation, cellular component: cytosolic [4Fe-4S] assembly targeting complex. Gene Ontology annotation, biological process: iron-sulfur cluster assembly. The record is from RefSeq and is a predicted model, not a curated record.
GUAUUUACAUGUUUUUAGUACUACAACAUUAAUUACAGCUUUAUAAUAAUGGCAUCUAGAUUCAGCGGAGCCCUGCAACUUACGGAUCUUGAUGAUUUCAUUACUCCGUCUCAAGAAUGUAUAAAACCAGUGAAAAUCGAAAAAAAGAAAACAAAAACUGGUGCAAAGAUCAAAAUAGGUGAAGAUGGGUACUUUGAUAUAUCAAACGGGCGAGAACAGAAGUUGCAGAAGGUGGAGAUCACGCUCGCAGACUGCCUCGCGUGCAGCGGCUGCAUCACGUCUGCUGAGAGCGUGCUUGUCACCCGCCAGAGCCAGGAGGAGCUGCUCAGGGUUUUCUCAGAGAAGAAGUACAUAGAUACCAAAGGGAACACAAAAAAUGUGAGCCUGAUAGUGAUAUCGCUGUCGCCGCAGCCCACUCUGUCACUGGCUGCACGCUACAAGCUCACUCCAGAAGAAGCUGCUAGAAAAUUAGCAGGUUAUUUCAAAAGUCUGGGUGCAGACCUAGUCCUGGACAUGACGAUAGCAGAAGACCUGUCACUGCUGGAAGCCCAGCAGGAGUUCCUGCAGCGCUACCAGGAGCAGCAGACCGACCCCAACGGCAAACACCUGCCAAUGUUGGCUAGUUCUUGUCCAGGUUGGGUGUGUUACGCGGAAAAAACUCAUGGCAACUUCAUCCUCCCUUACAUCUCCAGUACGAAGUCCCCCCAACAGAUCAUGGGCUCCCUCGUGAAGCAAUACCUGUCCAAGCACAGGGAGGUGUCUCCGGGCGAGGUGUACCACGUGACCGUCAUGCCGUGCUAUGACAAGAAGCUGGAAGCCUCGAGGGAGGACUUCUACAGUGACAUGAUGAAUUGUCACGAUGUGGACUGUGUUAUUACAGCUAUUGAGCUGGAACAAAUGCUGUCGAACAGCAACAUCUCCCUGGGCGACGCGCCCCUCAGCCCGCUUGACUGGCCGUGGGGGGAGGGGGAGUCGGGGCUCCGCAGCCACGCGGGCUCAGGCUCCGGGGGGUACGCGGACCACGUGUUUUUGCACGCGGCUGAACAGCUCUUUGGGGAGUCGAAUGCUACGCUUGUUUACAAAAAUUUGAGGAAUCCGGACUUCAGAGAAGUGACUCUAGAGAAGGACGGCAAGGAGGUGUUGAGGUUCGCGGUCGCGAACGGGUUCCGCAACAUUCAGAACCUGGUGCAGAAGCUCAAGCGCGGGAAGUCUCCGUACCACUACGUUGAAGUGAUGGCGUGUCCUUCAGGUUGUCUAAACGGAGGUGCUCAAGCCCGGCCAGUGUCAGGAGAGAGCGGUCGCGAGCUGGUCUCCCAACUGGAACUCCUGUACUCGGAGCUGCCCCGCGCCCACCCCCCAUCCAACCGCCUCGUCCCCCGGCUGUACGCCGAGUGGCUCGACGGACGGGACUCAGACAAGGCCCGCGCGGUGCUGCACACGGGGUACCACGCCGUCGAGAAGUCUGAUAUGGCGCUUAAUAUUAAGUGGUGAUGGUAGCGACAUCUGUAGGUAAUGUAAAUGAUUUAUUGUACUUGCUUCUUCCUAGAAGUCACUUCCUAGACUUCAAUACUCUAUGGUCCAUAGGCGCUUGCACAAUGCGCGGGCGCAUUGUCCAGUUAUAUUUAUAUAUACACAUCUUGUUGGUUACCAAAUUCAAUUUUAAUUAAGGUCUGCGCAUAAUAUAUUUUCCAAAAAAAUGGAAAAUUCAAUCAUUUUUAUUUUGCAAUUACCAACACAUGUUUCGUUCACAUUUUGAACAAAUAAACCUAUAUUAAAGUCUGCGUCUUUUUAAUGUGUAUAACAUCAACAAGCAUUAUGGGAAGUGUAUAAGAUCCUAAUUAAUAAGCAAUUACUAUAAAUAGCUGUACAUUUUUGUAUAUAUUGAUUUAUGUAUGAUAACAUUUUAAACUAAGUGCACAAGUUUUUAUGACUAUUGAUUUUGUUCAAGAUUCAUUUAUAUAUGUUUUAAAUCAUAUGUUUAAGAACAAUGUUUGUUAUAAAAAUAAUAUCGAACAAUAAAAUUGUUGGAACCGUC